Messenger RNA from Cuscuta campestris, 5406 nucleotides. The record is from the annotation of a GenBank genome assembly. NCBI's taxonomy places the organism in Eukaryota, Viridiplantae, Streptophyta, Magnoliopsida, Solanales, Convolvulaceae.
GGGUGCACAAUUUGCCUAAACCACUGCAAAUCUACAAAUAAAUCUGCAUAUUUCUUCUAAAAAUCCCGAGAAAAAGAAGAAGAAAAAAUCGUCCAGAAGGUCGGAGAGGCAUCGAGAAACUGGAAAAGAUUGAAUCUUGGAUUGCAAUUUCAUCAAUGAACUUGUUGUAAUCAACGUGGAUUUCAUCAAAAGGUCAAGAAUGGGCAGAAACUGGACCCCUUUCGGAUUCGGGCUAUGGGCGGUUAUCGUUUUGGUUCUAUUUUCCGGGCACUCAGUUUCUGCAGCUAACAGUAGGCCCAAAAAUGUGCAGGUGGCUCUAAGAGCCAAGUGGCCUGGCACCUCCAUACUUUUGGAAGCUGGGGAAUUGCUAUCCAAGGAAUGGAAAGGUCUUUAUUGGGACUUCAUUGACACGUGGAUUGGUUUAGCUGAAGGAGAUUAUGAGUGUAAAUCAGCCCAAGAUUGUGUAAAGAAGAUGGUUGAAUAUGGAAAAUCAUUCCUGAGUGAAUCUCUUGCAUCGGUCUUUGAAUUUUCACUUACACUUCGAUCGGCAUCCCCUAGAAUAGUUCUAUAUCGACAAUUAGCUGAAGAAUCCAUUUCUUCGUUUCCUCUGGUUGAUGAUAAUACCUCAGACUCUACAAUAGUGGAACCUAGAAGUUUUAAGGAGAAAAAGUGUUGUUGGGUUGAUACUGGUGGAUCACUGUUUUUUGAUGUUCCAGAGUUACUAUUAUGGAUUAAUAGCCCAAAAGCAGUAACUGGUGAAACAUUUCAGCAGCCUGAACUAUAUGAAUUUGAUCAUGUACAUCCCGAUUCAAGUAUAGGAAGUCCGACCACUAUAUUGUAUGGAGCCCUUGGGACUGAGUGCUUUAAAAAAUUUCAUCAUAUAUUGGUGAAUGCUGCCAGAGAGGGGAAAGUUUGCUAUGUUGUUAGACCUGUAUUGCCCUCAGGAUGUGAAUCAAAGAGUGGCUCUUGUGGUUUUAUUGGCACAAGAGACUCCGUAAACCUGGGUGGCUAUGGUGUGGAACUUGCAUUGAAAAACAUGGAAUAUAAGGCUAUGGAUGACAGCACAGUGAAAAAAGGGGUCACUCUUGAAGAUCCUCAAACUGAAGAUCUUAGCCAAGAAGUCAGAGGAUUUAUAUUUUCGAGAAUUCUGGAACGCAAACCAGAGUUAAAAUCCGAUAUCAUGGCUUUCAGGGACUACCUUUUAUCAUCAACAGUUUCCGAUACACUUGAUGUCUGGGAACUAAAAGAUUUGGGACACCAAACAGCCCAGAGAAUAAUUCAUGCCGCUGAUCCUUUACUGGCAAUGCAAGGAAUUAAUCAAAAUUUUCCUAGCGUGGUCUCUUCUUUGUCGCGAAUGAAGCUCAAUGAGUCCAUCAAGGAUGAAAUUAUUGAAAACCAGCGAAUGAUUCCUCCCGGGAAGUCACUAAUGGCCCUAAAUGGUGCUUUAAUCAAUAUUGAAGAUAUUGACCUCUAUUUGCUGAUUGAAAUUGUUCAUUGCGAGUUAUCAUUAGCUGACCAAUAUUCAGAAUUGAAGAUUCCUCCAACAACUAUAAAGAGGCUUCUUUCUACACUCCCCCCAUCUGAUGGAAACUCACUUCGCAUUGAUUUUCGCUCUCACCAUGUUCAUUAUGUGAAUGAUUUGGAGGUUGAUGUGAUGUAUCGGCGUUGGCGAAGUAACAUUAAUGAGAUUCUGAUGCCUGUCUUCCCCGGACAAAUGCGUUACAUCAGGAAAAACAUAUUCCAUGCUGUUUAUGUACUAGAUCCUGCCUCCAUUCAUGGACUUGAGACAAUUGACAUGAUUAUUUCUCUGUAUGAGAAUCAUUUGCCUAUACGGUUUGGUGUUAUACUGUACUCUGCAAAGUUUAUCAAUCAGAUUGAAUCAAAUGAGGGUGAACUUCUCUUUCCUCAAAAGAAAGAAGAUAGUCAAGUUCAAGAGGAUAUUUCCAAUCUGAUCAUUAGACUUUUCAUCUAUUUGAAGGAAAAUCAUGGAAAUGCAAUGGCUUUCAAGUUUUUGAGCAAUGUUAACAAAUUGCGAAUAGAGUCGAGUGCUGAAGAUGCUCCUGAAAUGCACCAUGUUGAGGGGGCAUUUGUUGAAACUGUUCUACCACAAGCAAAGUCACCACCUCAGGAUACUUUGCUGAAACUUGAAAAGGAGCAUACUUUCAAAGAAGCUGCAGAGGAAAGUUCCUUGUUUGUCCAUAAGCUCGGGUUGUCUAAGCUUCAGUGUUCUCUUCUGAUGAAUGGCCUCGUCAAUGAUCCGAGUGAGGAUGCUCUUAUGAAUGCCAUGAAUGAAGAGCUUCCCAGAGUACAGGAACAAGUCUACUAUGGACAGAUAACUUCUCACACAGAUAUUCUAGAUAAGUUCCUAUCAGAAGGUGGUGUUCAGCGCUAUAAUCCUCUGAUAAUAUCUGAUGGGAAGGCCAAACCAAGGUUUGUAUCUCUCUCUGCAGCACUUCUUGAAAAGGAAUCAAUUUUAAACGACAUCAGCUACUUGCACACUCCAGAAACCAUUGAUGAUUUAAAGCCCGUGACUCAUCUCAUUGCUGUCAAUAUCUCAUCGAAGAAAGGGAUAAAAUUGCUUCGCGAAGGAAUCCAUUAUCUGAUGGAAGGUACUAGAAAUGCACGCCUUGGUGUGCUAUUUAGUGAUGUUCAGGAUACUCAUUGGCCAAGCAUUCUUUUUAUCAAAAUCUUCAAAAUUACUGCCUCAUCAUACAGCCACAAAAAGAAAGUGUUGGAGUUUCUGGAUCAACUUUGCUUGUUCUAUGAGCGUGAACACAUGCAAUUACUCACUCCACCUACUGAAGACAAUCGAUUGUUUAUCAAUAAGGUCUUUGAAAUGGCAAAUGAAAAUGGAUUGCCUUCUAAAGGCUAUGAAUCUGCUCUUCCAGGGCUUUCGGAUGACAUGAUUAAGACAUACAUGUCUAAGGUGGCUCGAUUUUUGUUUAGGCAAGUUGGGGUUGAAUCUGGUGGUGGUGUUGUCAUUACAAAUGGAAGGGUGAUUAACCUUGACGAGGGCACCACAUUCUUAAGCCAUGAUUUGCAGCUUCUAGAGUCUAUGGAAUAUAAGCAAAGGAUAAAGCACAUUGUGGACAUUGUAGAAGAGGUGAAAUGGGAAGAUUUGGACCCGGACAUGUUAACGAGUAAAUUCAUCAGUGACAUCAUCUUGUCCAUCUCUUCUUCAAUUUCUUCACGGGAUCGAAGUUCAGAAAGUGCUCGCUUUGAACUUUUGUCUGCAACAUACAGUGCUGUUUUGUUGGAAAAUGAAAAUGCUAGUGUUCAUAUUGAUGCUGUUAUUGAUCCUUUGAGUGCAUCUGGUCAAAAGCUGGCUUCUCUUCUUUAUCUACUGUCAAAAUCCAUUCACCCUAGCAUGAGGCUUGUACUGAAUCCAAUGAGUUCUCUUGUUGAUCUUCCUUUGAAGAAUUACUACAGAUAUGUAGCCCCAACAAUGGAUGAUUUUAGCAGGACAGAUUUCACAGUGUAUGGUCCACAAGCAUUUUUCGCAAAUAUGCCACCAUCAAAGACACUAACUAUGAACCUCGAUGUACCUGAGCCAUGGCUGAUUGAACCUGUCAUUGCUGUCCAUGACCUGGACAAUAUAUUGCUUGAAAACCUUGGUGAUACCAGGACACUCCAAGCAGUUUAUGAACUUGAAGCUCUUGUUCUAACAGGUCAUUGUUCGGAGAAGGAUCAUGAUCCUCCACGAGGUCUUCAACUGAUCCUUGGAACCAAAAGUAGACCUCACCUGGUUGAUACACUGGUCAUGGCCAAUUUGGGUUACUGGCAAAUGAAAGUCUCUCCGGGAGUCUGGUACCUCCAACUAGCUCCCGGCAGAAGCUCAGAGCUUUACUUGAUGAAAAAAGAUGGUGGUGUCCAGGGGUCAAUUUUGUCAAAGCGUAUCACUAUAGACGAUUUGCGAGGUAAACUUGUUCACUUGGAAGUGGUGAAGAAGAAAGGAAAGGAACACGAGAAUUUACUAGUGCCCACUGAUGCAGAUAGCCAUUCUCAAGACAGUAAGAAGGGAAAUCAGAACAGAUGGAAUUCUAAUUUUCUCAAAUGGGCUUCUGGGUUAAUUGGUUCUAGUGAUCAGUCAAAGAAUGAAAGCACCCAAGAGCUGGCAAGAGGUGGUCGCCAUGGAAAAACAAUCAAUAUAUUUUCUGUUGCUUCUGGGCACUUGUAUGAACGGUUCCUAAAAAUUAUGAUUUUGAGUGUCCUGAAGAACACAAACCGGCCCGUUAAGUUUUGGUUCAUAAAGAAUUAUCUUUCACCCCAGUUCAAGGAUGUGAUUCCACACAUGGCACGGGAAUAUGGUUUUGAGUAUGAGUUAAUCACUUACAAAUGGCCAACGUGGUUGCAUAAACAGAAAGAAAAACAAAGAAUCAUAUGGGCAUACAAGAUUCUCUUUCUCGAUGUCAUUUUCCCUCUUGCUCUUGAGAAGGUUAUAUUUGUUGAUGCAGAUCAGAUAGUGAGAACAGACAUGGGAGAACUGUAUGACAUGAACUUGAGAGGGAAACCGCUUGCCUAUACCCCUUUCUGUGACAACAACAAAGAUAUGGAUGGCUAUCGUUUUUGGAAACAAGGCUUCUGGAAGGACCAUUUGAGGGGAAAACCGUAUCAUAUCAGUGCUCUAUAUGUCGUUGACCUGGUCAAGUUCCGAGAGACUGCUGCCGGAGACAACUUGAGAGUGUUCUAUGAGACGCUAAGCAAAGACCCAAACAGUUUAUCUAAUCUGGAUCAGGAUCUUCCCAAUUAUGCCCAGCACACUGUGCCCAUAUUUUCGCUCCCCCAAGAAUGGCUGUGGUGUGAGUCAUGGUGUGGCAACACAACUAAGUCUAGGGCAAAAACUAUCGAUCUCUGCAACAAUCCCAUGACGAAGGAGCCGAAGCUUCAGGGUGCCAAAAGGAUAGUUGCAGAGUGGCCAGAACUUGACUUGGAAGCAAGAAGUUUCACGGCUAAAAUCUUAGGCGAAGAGAUCUCUCAAGAACCGUCUCUUCUACCCGCUAAAACAUCCGAUGACCCGAUAGAAGAUGCAGAAUCAAAGGCAGAACUAUGAAAAGACAUGUUUUUGCAACCUUAAAAAACAACACCAAACAAUUAGAAGCCAAUGACUGACUGCGCACGGUUUCAUUUCUCGUGCUUUUGUUACACAAAUUCGGGAAAACCAUUUUUUGGUCGCGCAAACGAAAUGUGGCGUUACGUAGUGUGCUAGUUUUAGAGGAUAUAGAUCAGAUGGAGUCCUACUGAAUGCUGAGGCUUUUAUAACACACACUUUUAAGUCAAUCUGUACAAUUAACUUUGUUAUCUUUGAAUUUCUUUCCAUCUGAUUUCUUCAUAUACAAUGUUAGAUUUUACAUCUUUGUCUGAUCCCUUCAAAUUUGCCACCAAUAAUCCGAAAUUUGAGUGCACUUA